AUGGCUGAGCACCAACCCAGAGUUUCGUUUGCACCGAGCAGCGGCAGCAACACAGACGUCUACGGCUUCCCACCCGAAACCUUCAGCACCGAGGGGUUGCCCGACUUCGACACAAAGUUCCUCGACGACGCCGACCUCGCCGCCUUCAUCCAGGCCCUCCAGGCCCCUGACCCGCUGCAGUCCCCGGACGACACGACAUCGCUGCGGUCCCCCGGCCUGAGGAGCCACAGUUCGCUCGACGUCACGAAGCGCGGAUCCGUCUACGAGGAUGAGAGAGAUGAUCCGCAGGCCGUCGCCGCCGCCGCCGCCGCCGCUGCCGGCGACGUCACGGCGCCCGGCCCGGGGCUGAACCACACCUUUAGCAACGGCGGCGCGCACAACGGCUCGACGACCCAGCACAACAUGUUCAUCACGGCGCAGAACGACUGGGCGCCCGUCAACCAGAAGAUACUCAAGAGGGGGUCGCGGAGGCGGAGGAACAGGGCCAAGGGCGCCGCCGAGGCUCUGCUCGGCACGCGGACCAAGGACGAGACGCGCGAGGGCAUCUUCUACGCCCUGCUCAAGUGGCCGAUGCUCUUCUUCGUCGCCGCCUGGCUCGCGGGUCUGGCCAUGACGUACCUCUACACGCGGCUGUACAUCUGGGUCUACGAGCACUUUGUGACCUGGCGCGGCACGCGCGAGAGGCUGCGCCGCAGCAUGCGCCGGACGAACAACUACCGGGAUUGGGUCGUGGCGGCCAAGGAGCUCGACAGCUACCUCGACCGGCAGCGCUGGAAAGAGGAGAACGACUUUGCGUACUACGACUCCAAGACGGUCAAGCGCGUGUGGGAGCAGAUGCGCAAGUGCAGGCAGCGGGCCGAGGCGCAGGAGAAUGGCGAAACGGACGACGAGGGCCAGACCAAGGCCCAGGGCAGGCCUGCCGUCGAGGAGCUUCACGCCUUGCUGUCGGCUUGCGUCAAGAGCAACUUUGUCGGCGUCGAGAAUCCCAGGCUGUACAGCCAGACGUACUAUGGCACCAAGAACCUGGUCCAGAACUUUAUCGACGAAGUCGAGAGGAGCAUCAAGUUCAUCCUCAACACGAAGCAGCUGUCGAUGGAAGAGAAGCGGUCCAUCUUCAAGGGCAUGCACACCAACUACGGACGGACGGCCCUCUGUCUCUCUGGCGGUGCGUCGUUCGCCUACUACCAUUUUGGUGUCAUCAAGGCUCUCCUCGAGGCGGAUCUCCUCCCGGACGUAAUCACCGGUACCAGUGGCGGUGCCUUGGUCGCCGCUCUGGUUGCGACUCGCACAAACGACGAGCUGAAGCAACUGCUCGUUCCGGCUCUCGCACACCGCAUCACGGCGUGUCGGGAGACGUUUUGGACGUGGAUCCCCCGCUGGUGGAAGACGGGCGCGCGGUUCGACUCGGUCGACUGGGCCAAGCAGUGCAGUUGGUGGACGCGGGGUUCGAUGACCUUCCGAGAGGCGUACGAGCGGACAGGUCGCAUCCUGAACGUCUCGUGCGUCCCGGCCGAUCCGCACUCGCCCACCAUCCUGUGCAACUACCUCACCAGCCCCGACUGCGUCAUCUGGUCGGCCGUGCUCGCGUCCGCCGCCGUCCCCGGCAUCCUCAACCCCGUCGUGCUGAUGAUGAAGCAGCGCGACGGGACGCUGGUCCCCUACUCGUUCGGCCACAAGUGGAAGGACGGCAGCCUGCGGACGGACAUUCCGAUCAAGGCGCUCAACCUGCACUUCAAUGUCAACUUUACCAUAGUCAGCCAGGUCAACCCGCACAUCAACCUCUUCUUCUUCUCUUCUCGCGGGUCCGUCGGGCACCCGGUCACGCACCGCAAGGGCAAAGGCUGGCGCGGCGGCUACGUCAUGUCGGCGGUGGAGCACUAUCUCAAGCUCGACAUGACCAAGUGGCUAAAGUUCAUCCGGCACGCCGAGCUGCUUCCGCGGCCCCUGGGCCAGGACUGGUCGCAGCUCUUCUUGCAGACCUUUAGCGGCACCAUCACGGUCUGGCCGAAGACGGUGCCUUCGGACUUUUACCACAUCCUCUCGGACCCGGACCCGCCGCGGCUGGCGCGCAUGAUCCACGAGGGCCAGCAGCGGGGAUACCCGAUCCUGAAGUUUGUGGGCAACCGGCUCAAGAUUGAGCGGCUGAUUGAGCAGGGACGGCGCGAGACGAGGCCGUGGAUCCGCAGGGGCAGCAUCGAGACGAUCCUCAGCGAGGACGACCUCCGGAGCCUGCUCAUCACGGGCAACACGGACAUUGAGGAUGAGACGACGGACGCCGAGGGGGAGACGCUGUUGGAGAACGAGGAUAAUGAGGAGGCCAUCGUUGACGACGAGGAGUAUGACGAAGAUGAGAAGGGGAAGUACGGGAACGGGGAAACGACGGACUAG
Molecule: messenger RNA, 2388 nt
Organism: Colletotrichum spaethianum
Lineage: Eukaryota; Fungi; Ascomycota; Sordariomycetes; Glomerellales; Glomerellaceae
Product: patatin-like phospholipase domain-containing protein NCU11180
Exons: 2
Coding region: 1-2388 (795 amino acids)
Biological process (GO): lipid metabolic process
Molecular function (GO): triacylglycerol lipase activity
Source: RefSeq, a predicted model, not a curated record